AUGCACAGGUUCCAUAUGAAACUGACGAAAUCUUCGAUGCCAUCCACGACUACUGCUUAUCCGGCAGAUCUCAUUGAGAACAACUUUACCGACGCGACCGUUGUUUGGCCUAAAAAGAAGGUCGGAGGGCUCAAUCCUUUUCUCGGUACGUUGUCCUAGACACUAAUUUACAUAAAAAACGAGUUCAAAGUCCGCGUCCGUUCUUGCAAACCUAAUGAUGUCAAGUUUUUCAAUGUCUGAGUGUAGAACUGAGAAGAAAUGCAAAAGAACACCACAGAGACGUCCUUCAUGUGACACUCUCGGGACACAUAACGUCAACUCCAGCCAUUUCUAUUUGAAUAUCAAAUGAAAGAAAGACUGACAGAAAGGCGAUAAAUCAUUUUUCUAAUAGAAGACGUUGCGUGAAGAACGAGCAUUUUUUUCUGGUGUUAGAAAACAUCACCGCCCCCGAAGUACUCGACACCCCUGUCCAUUCUGACCUUCUUCCGUCGCCUUCGAAAUGGCACUUCCAGAUGAGUCUUCCGACGUUUUCUUUCUUGUUUCCGUCGUCGCUCCUCUUCUAUUUUGUUGCUUCGCGAUCUUUGUCUGCGCGCUCAAUAGCAUCUGGAAAACCCGCAGCAGGCUCGAGUAAGUUCACAUCUCCGAAAACCUGCAUGUUAUGUUCAUUUUUUCAGAGCGAUGGCUCAAGGCGGAAAACAACGUGAGCCAACAGAGUACACCGAGUUUACUAUCGACUUGACCACUAAAAUGGACUCGUGUGUCGAGCUCUCAUCGCCACAAAUCAGCUCGAAAGAGGUGGGCAGAUUAGGGGUCGUGACGUUUAAUCUAAUACUUUUCCAUUUAGGAAUCGGUCCUACUUUAA
Caenorhabditis sp. 36 PRJEB53466 is the source of this 862-nucleotide messenger RNA. Lineage: Eukaryota; Metazoa; Nematoda; Chromadorea; Rhabditida; Rhabditidae. The record is from the annotation of a GenBank genome assembly.